UAUAUAUAUUUCAACUUUUAGGGCGGCUGCUAUUUAACACCUUGUAAUACUCGUGGCACAGAUUUUAACACACUGAUCUUAUUACGUUGAGAGUAUAGAGUCUAGGGAUGAACUUAAUGUCAGAUUUCAUUAUUAUAUUGAAUUUAAUACAAACUAAUUAUUAAAUUAAUAAUAUAACCACAACCGCUUUUAUUUUUAACAAAUAAUACUCAAAUAUAAAUCUACAUUGGUAGUUUAGCGCUAAAAACAAGCCGUAGAAAAUGAGGACAGCUGACUUUGAGCUGUCCCCAUUUCCUGGAGAUACUGCCACGACACUACGACAUGGUGCCACUAUCCUAGUCUGUAAGGAAACUGUGUAUUAUAAUUAUUAUUCUUGAUACCUUAAUUAAGAAAAUUAAAAGAUUCACUGAUCCUCAUGGAAAGUGUGUUUUAAACCUGCGAUAGUUGGAAUAUUGCCAUGCUUCAAUGGAAUAUUAUUACUUUAAACUAAUUACAACACUACAAAUCUAUUACAUUUAUUGAGAUGAUGAAUGUAACUAUAAAGAUUAUAGACGGAUCCAAGGGAAAGGUUAACGCAAAAAACAAGAAAAAAAUCUUCCAAAGAACAUGCUACUCAUGUGGAUCACGAGGCCACUUGGCCAAGACAUGCAGGAACGGUCGAAGUCGACAAAGGGGUAACGAAAGUGAAAGAACCUAUUCUAGGUCACGAUCCCCCCACCGCGACCGGACAUCCCCAACAACCCCAACACCACAGAAAUCACAAAGCACAAAGUCAACACCACAAAAUCAACACCAACACCAAAGCACAAAAUCAACACCACCCUACCCAUUACCCUACCCACAUGCACAGUUUCAAGACCCGAAUCCGAAUGUUGUCAUCCGAAAGUUGUCAAGAUCAGAGAUAAGACUUGAACAACAAGUUGUUGUUGGGACGAGGCCCAGGGCCAGGGCAAGAUCAAUAUGAAUUGUUGCUGCUGUGUUAUGGUCAAGUUCGGAGACAACCUGUACAUUUUUUACUUUUUUAGAAGUGUGUGGUGGAGCCAGCUCAACACAGACUGAAACUCCUUGAUUAUAUGGCUGACAAGACAUUUUUCAGGACUUUCUCUGAGUAAAAAAAAAAUUAAAAGGUUGAACGGUUGAGCAGAUACAGGUGGUAUUAAACAAACCCUUAAAAGGUGGAGAUUUAAGGUGGAGACUGGCUCUGGUUGAAGAAACUUUUGAUUAAGGUGGAAAAGGUUAUUGGUAACACAAACUACAUCAAAUUUGCAAUCUGAUAGUUUUAUCAAUAUUUUAUUUAAGUGCUCAACCGAGGUGGAGAAAUUAAAUGCACUUUUCAAAGCUGCUCAACCGGGGGUGGAGAAAGGUUUAGAGAGUUCUAGGUUAGCUAGAAAGUUGCGUCUCGGCCUUUUCUACUUCCCGUUAAAUUUUGUUUUUUCCAUUGACGCUCAACAGGGUGGAGAUCUUUCAUUAGGAAACAGUAAAAAGCCUGUCAAACAUGCCUAAAUUCAUUGGUUUUAUCACUAAUUCUAAUCUGCUCUGUUAACUGCUACUGUAGGGGAUCAUAAAACUGUUACCCCUUCUGUCUUAAAGCAAAGUGUUCUAGCAAAUGAAAAAAUUAUCAAAGUUGUGAAAAGGUACUCAACAAGGUGGAGAAAUUGUUGAUUAAACAUUAAAACAUUAAAAAAUGCAUUAAAACUGGCCCCACUGGGUUGAGUUGAGCUUUGGCAGUUGAUUUUUGGAAGAAAUAACAUUGGGUGACCCUUUAGCAUGUAUACAACUCAUCAAACUAGCCAUCAACCACUCAACCGCGGUGGAGAACCUUGACUUCUGAGGUCAAAUUUACGCCAAAAUUUGCCAAAUUUGAGUCUCCACCUAUGUUGAGUGUACUUUUCAGCAAGGAUGCCUUGUAAUAUGAGUUGGUAGAUGAUUUAGAAUCAUUGGUAUUGCAAAUGGACUGCCACAGUCACUCUACAGCUCCUAAACUACAGAAUAACAGAUUUUGAACUGCAUGUUAUGCUGUCUCCACCUCGGUUGAGCCGAUUCUGAGGAUCCUAUUCUAUGAAAUAUGAUUGGUAUAACCCAUAAUAUUAAAUAUUAGGACUUUGGAGCAAUUAAAAAGCAUGAGAGGGUUAGUUCUAGUCACUUAUAUUAGCUCAUGUAGUCAGUGAGCUGCUCCACCUGUGUUGAGCAGACAAACCUGCUCAACCGGCACUUUUUGAGUACCCACCUGUCUUACUUUAAAUUGUGAAAUUUGGAGUACAUAUUUUUUUCAUAAGUGAUUUACAGCUCCUUUAUUUUUGUAAUUUUCAGGUGGCCACUGUCUCCACCAAGGUUGAGUUAUUUAAAUUUUGAACCCAGAUAUCAUUAUAGAAAGGUUUGGAGUAUAAUAUCUGAAGAGCCUGUACCCCUUGGACUUUCAGAGGAAUUAUAAUUAAUUUUACCGUUUAUGGCAGUGAAAUGAGUGUAAUUAGUGACUGAUUUUAUGUACAGGUUGUCUCCGAA
Bolinopsis microptera is the source of this 2502-nucleotide messenger RNA. RefSeq lists its product as uncharacterized. The coding region runs from base 524 to 964 and encodes 146 amino acids. The transcript has 7 exons. Gene Ontology annotation, molecular function: zinc ion binding; nucleic acid binding. NCBI's taxonomy places the organism in Eukaryota, Metazoa, Ctenophora, Tentaculata, Lobata, Bolinopsidae. The record is from RefSeq and is a predicted model, not a curated record.